GCGGAAGCCGGGUAGCAACCGGGCUCGUGGGCCAGGUGCAUGCGGGUUGGGAGCCGUGAGCUGCGCCGUCGGUUCGCGGGCUGGGGCUGCCCGGGGCUGGGCGACGCUCACUGCCCAUGGAGCCCGAGGUGCUGCGCCGCCGGCUGGCCGCGGCCGGGCAGGGCCACCUGCUGCGCUUCUGGGCUGAGCUGGGCGGCGCGGAGCGGCGGGCGCUGUGCGAGGAGCUGCAGAACCUGGACUGCGAGGCGCUGGGCGCCUGCUUCCGCCGGGCCAUGGAGGGCGCGGGCGCGGCCGACCGCGACAAGGUGGACGGGCGGAUGGAGGCGCUGCCGCGGGCUGUGCUGGGCAGCGCCACCCGAGACGCGGACCAGCUCCCCGAGUGGGAGCGCGAAGGUCUCCAUCAGAUUUCUCAGAGCAAAGUAGCUGUCCUCCUCCUAGCUGGUGGACAGGGGACGAGACUGGGUGUUUCUUAUCCCAAGGGAAUGUAUGAUGUGGGGUUGCCAUCCCACAAAACGCUCUUCCAGAUCCAAGCAGAGCGCAUCCUGAAACUACAGCAGCUGGCUGAAAAACAGCAUGGCACUAAGUGUGUCAUUCCAUGGUACAUCAUGACAAGUGGCAGAACAAUGGAAUCUACAAAGGAGUUCUUCUUGAAGCACAAUUACUUUGGUUUAAAGCAGAAAAAUGUGAUCUUUUUCCAGCAAGGGAUGCUGCCUGCUAUGGGGUUUGAUGGCAAGAUUUUUCUGGAAGAGAAGGGCAAAGUUUCCAUGGCACCAGAUCUGGCAGACCUGGCCUUUCAGAAAGCAACUUGCAGGCUUGGUGUCAUUAAACAUCUGUAUCACAACAAUGGCAAUGGGGGGCUGUACCGAGCCCUUGGCGCCCAUGGCAUCGUGGAGGACAUGGAGCAGCGAGGCAUCUGGAGCAUCCAUAUGUACUGCGUUGACAACAUCUUAGUGAAGGUGGCUGACCCCAGGUUCAUUGGGUUCUGCAUACAGAAGGGAGCUGAGUGUGGUGCAAAGGUGGUGGAGAAGACAAACCCCAUGGAGCCAGUGGGCGUGGUGUGCAGAGUGGAUGGCAUGUACCAGGUGGUGGAGUACAGCGAGAUCUCCCUGGCCACAGCACAGAAACGUAGUUCCGAUGGCCGGCUGCUGUUCAACGCAGGCAACAUUGCCAAUCACUACCUCUCAGUGCCCUUUCUGAGAGAUGUUAUCAACAUUUACGAACCUCAGCUGAAGCACCACGUGGCCCAGAAGAAGAUUCCGUACGUGGACAUCACCAGUGGGCAGUUGGUCAAGCCAGACAAACCGAAUGGCAUCAAGAUGGAGAAGUUUGUCUUUGACAUCUUCCAGUUUGCCAAACAGUUUGUGGUGUACGAAGUGCUGCGUGAAGAUGAGUUCUCUCCUCUGAAGAAUGCAGACAGUCAGAAUGGGAAAGACAACCCCACCACUGCCCGACAUGCCCUCAUGUCGCUGCACCAUUGCUGGGUCCUCAAUGCUGGGGGCCACUUUGUGGAUGAAAAUGGCACCCGCAUCCCUGCGAUUCCCCGCUUCACAAGUGGAAAGCCAGAUGCCAUCACAGCUGAUGUCAAUUGCAAUUUGAAGGAUGCUAACGACUUGCCCAUUCAGUGUGAAAUCUCUCCUCUCAUCUCCUAUGGUGGAGAAGGUCUGGAAAAGUAUGUGGAAAACAAAGAAUUUCAUGCGCCGUUGAUCAUUGACGAGAAUGGGAUCUAUGAGCGGGUGAAGAACAGUGUAUAGACUCUUUUGCAGGAAGCCAGCAGACCCAGCAUAGCUUGUGACUUUAGCUGUCAGACUGUAAAUCCAAACAGAUGAAGAUUGUAGCUGUAAAUGGUAGGGGCUAGUCUUGCCCUCUGAAUUCACUGGCUCGUGGCACAUGAUGGUCUCUAUAUUUUAAUUUAAAAAACAAACAUUUUAGUCAAUCCCCUGAAGCUAAGUACAGAUGUGGUGUUGCUCUCCACGCUUUGAGCAUAGGCAUUUAUUUUAAAUGUGUAUAAAAUAAUAAACAAUUGUACAUGCUGAAAGGUUUUUAUGGUACGAGGAGGGGUUCAUAUUAAAUUUUAUUUUUUCCUCAAAAAGACAUGACUAUCUUUAAAAACAAAAAUAGGAUCGAUGUCACUGUCCACAUUCUGCCUUUUUAGAGUCAUCAUUUUGUUAGCUAGUACAUCUGUUUUGGCUUCUCAUACACUACAUUACUAGGUAUUAUGUGCAUGGUAUUAAUAUAACAUACAUUAUGUAUAUGGGUGAUGGGAAGUUAUGUUAACUGAUUGUAUUAUGCUCUUCCCACAGUUCUGUUCACCUAUGUCAAGUAUCCCACAACACUGCAAAGCUGAAGUCAGCUUUGGCAUUAGAAAAUAGGAAACCUGUCAAAGCAAAGCUGCAUAAAUACCUUGUACCAAGUGCAGUUAGGGAGUACUUUCCUGGCUCAUCAACACUUGGAAUGUAAUAUUCAGAACAAGAUAUGGGAAAGUAUAGGGAGGUACCAAGGACAAAGCUGGCACAAACUAGUGGGUUACAUUUAAACUUUAACUGGACGUACAUGGGUCAUUUAGCUUGUAACAAUCACACUAUAAAUAGAAGUGGGUUUGAGGGCAUAUCUUUGAAGCACACCUUCUGUGAAAGGUGAACAUGCUGCGAGAUAAGAAUUGCUUCCCAGAAGGAGGGUAUGUAUGUUUCUUCUUCAUAUUAUGCUGUUUUGUCUUUAGGCAAUAAAUUUGGCUAGGCUUGUUUAGUUGGUCCCUUGAACAUUCUUAGGCCUGGUUUACUCAGGAGGAUUAGGUUGGUUUAACUGUGUCAGUCGGGCGGGGGUGGUGGUGGAAAAUCCACUCCCUUGUAUGGCGUUGUUAAGUUGAUCUAAGUUGAUCCAUUGCCUUAGCUACUGGCUCUCUGGGAGGUGGAUUACCUAUGCUGAUGGGUGAACCCCGCCCAUUGAGAUAGUGUCUGGACUGAAGCAUUACAGUGGUGCAGCUGUAGCAUUUUAAGUGCAGACAAGCCCUUAAUAAUGAACCAUAAGUGUAGUCAAAUCAAUUGGUUAGACCAUUAAUCAAUAAUUUGGCAAACCAGGCCAGGGGACAUUAGCCAAGCAUUAGUCAAACCCGUUUGUCCUGAGGUCAUGAGCUAGCCAGUUGGAUUUGGAGUAUCAGUUUCCUAGACGUUGGACUUUGGGAGUCCUUGCCAAGUCGGGGGGAAAUUAUAUUAAGUGUUACUUUGGCAAAUAACUGGUUAACAAAGAUUAUGGAAA
This is a messenger RNA of Terrapene triunguis (Three-toed box turtle), 3252 nucleotides long. Its product is annotated as UDP-N-acetylhexosamine pyrophosphorylase-like. Gene Ontology annotation, biological process: UDP-N-acetylglucosamine biosynthetic process. The transcript has 11 exons. Gene Ontology annotation, molecular function: UDP-N-acetylglucosamine diphosphorylase activity. Lineage: Eukaryota; Metazoa; Chordata; Testudines; Emydidae. The record is from RefSeq and is a predicted model, not a curated record. The coding region runs from base 117 to 1751 and encodes 544 amino acids.